Molecule: messenger RNA, 1533 nt
Organism: Rotaria sp. Silwood1
Lineage: Eukaryota; Metazoa; Rotifera; Eurotatoria; Philodinida; Philodinidae
Source: the annotation of a GenBank genome assembly
AUGUUUCUUCUUUGGUUAUUUAUUUUAUUUCCUUCAUCAAUAGCUCUUAAAUCAUUGAUGGUUACUAUUGGUGCAGGUGGUCAUGUUAUUCCACUGUUUGAAUUAGCAAAAGCGAUGAAACAUCAUCACGUGACAUUUAUUACUGAACCCUAUGCAAAGUAUUUUAUUGACUUUGACUCCUAUCAGCAUUCGUCUUCGUUUCGUAUUCUCUAUACUAAUGAUUCAGCUGAUGCACCCGUCGAUCAAAUCAAAAUAGAAAAUGAUCUCGAGGAAUAUUUUGCUAAUCAUUCAUUGGUGGAAAGUCUCUCUCAAUUGAUACCGUCAUUGGCUCGAAGUAUUGAUGCACUAUUGAGAAAAACAGUUCAUAUAUUAAUGAUUGAACAAUUUGAUGUAAUUAUUGUUGAUUCGUUUAUUAAGGGUAUUCAUACUCUUAGUGACGAAACAAAUACACCAUGUGUGAUCCAAACUGCAGGGGUCAAAUUGGAUGAGUUUCAUAUCAAUUUACCUCACAUGAAUUCAUUUCUAUCAUCAAAACAAAUUACUCUACUUAAAUAUCGUAUCUAUAAUGCUGCAUUUCAUUUACGUUUAAUUGCCUCAAUUGCAAUGAAACUGUUACCAUUGCUUCCGACAUUUUUCCGAUCGCCUCCACAAGUACCCGGUCGAUUUUACGAAACAUUGACGUUAAAAAAUCAAAUUUUCACAACAACGAAAUGUUUACAGUUGUACAGUUUUCCAGAAACACUUUUUUUAUCAUCCGAUUCAGAUCCUUACAAGAAAUAUCUUGGAGCUUUUAUUGACGAAACAUCCAAUCACUAUGUUAACAAUGAUCUAGUUAGAUGGAUUCAAUCCAAACCGAAAGAUUCGAUUAUUUAUGUAUCUGUUGGUAGUAUUGCACGAAUUCAAAUCGAUCGAAUGAAAAGUUUAAUUGAAGGUCUAAUGGAGUUUCUUCUAAAAACUCCCACUGCUUCAAUUCUAUUCGCAUUUCGUCAGUACAAUUAUGAUAACUUUCAAAAGGUGAAGAAAGAGAUAGGGAUCAACGAAUAUCAAAAUAUUCUAUCGGAUGAACAACGUUGUAGAGUUGAAAAUCACUUCGUUCCACAAAAAUGGUUAUUACAACAAAAUUCAGUCAGUCUAUUCAUAAGUCAUUGUGGCAUGGGAUCCAUUGGUGAAAGUCUUUACUUUCGAAAACCGAUACUAUGCUUGCCACUGUGCAAAGAUCAAUUUGUAAAUGCUAUGGCCAUUGAUUAUUCAGGUGUUGGACAAUCUCUAUUUGUUCCCCCAUCCGCAUGGCAAUCACUGAUCCAACCCGAUCGUUUUCAUUAUUAUACAUUUUCAGCAAACGAUGUCACAAAGAAAUUACUCAUCAUGUGGAAAAACACUACAUAUGAGAAAGCAGUUCAAAUGAUGUCCCUUGAAAUGAAGCAUGCUGGUGGUGUAAAGAGAGCUGUAGAAGAAAUUGAAUUUUUUGUCAAUGUUAACGGCAAUUUAGAUCGUUAUGUACCAUUUCAGAACAGUUUACCAUUUUAUCAAUGA